ACAAACCAACUGAUCAUAGCAACGGUAACUAUGUGGAGGUGGGAACAGCUUGUCGGCCGGGGCUGAGACUUGGACAGAGAGAACAGACAAGAUCUAUGUACACAGAGAUCCAAUUGUUAAACAAAUGGGAUCACCAAGGAUAUGAUCAGUUAUUAUGCAGGUGGAUAGAAAUAGGUAAUUCCAUUCUGAAGAUAGAAAAAUAUUACUAUUGCAGUACAAAGUAACGGAAGAAGGCAAGGCCUGGCAGCAAAGGAUCUCUAUAACAACAAGUACAACAAAGCGGAGUGCAGGCUGUCAUUCAGAAAUGGCAGAAAUGAAGAACUAAUGUUCAUUUAUAUUGUUGUAUACAUAGCAUGGAAAGUCAGCCUGUAAUAAUGGAUAUUCAGAUUCAGCAGAAGUCAGAUGAGCAAUUCAGUUUGACACCUGAAAACGUCCAGCGACCGGAAGCCAUGUACUCUGUAGCAACCAUCACAGACAUUAAUCGACUAGUUCACUCACACAUUCCUGAAUUCACCAGGAGACACCCAAUAAUUCCCAAACGUUAUGUGAUGCCCUGGAAACAAGACAUGGUCAACAGGAAGCUCAUUCUAAGGCAUGCAGAUCAAUCUGGGGUGUUCAGAGGUCCCCAGGAGGAGAGCCUGUUUCUGGAGAACAAAGAAAGGUUGUGUCAUGGAGAAGUUUGUCACAUCCCCAUGGAGAAGAUGAAAAUCCCAUCAGAGAAGCAGCACACAAAUUUACCCCUACACUCUCCUCUUUCUAGAUACCAGACCUACGUGAUUAACCAGAGAAGCCGUAAUAUUACUGACAAAAGGACCCUAUCUCUUUCCCAUGAGUGA
Nanorana parkeri is the source of this 836-nucleotide messenger RNA. It is a transcript of the gene SPMIP10, whose product is annotated as testis expressed 43. NCBI's taxonomy places the organism in Eukaryota, Metazoa, Chordata, Amphibia, Anura, Dicroglossidae. The transcript is spliced from 3 exons. The record is from RefSeq and is a predicted model, not a curated record. Bases 354 to 836 code for a protein of 160 amino acids.